ACAGGCUGCGGAGGCGCACAAGCAGCGAGGACACGGAGAGGAAGAGCGGCUUUGCACCACUUUUUUUUUUAGUAAGACUGUAUUUAUUAUAAAAGCUCCGCAGUGCCCGCUGUUGCGCUGCACAGCGGCUCACACAGUAAAAGAAAAGAGAUGAAGAACGCCUUAAUGUUUGUAAGAAUACGUUGAAAGUCUGGAUUUAACACAACUCGGGGUUCUUUAUUUUGACGAUGCCGAUGAGCCAGUUUCUGCUUCGGAUAUACGUCCAAAACAAGUCUGAAGCCAGAGGAUGACGGCAGCCGAUCCUGUCUGCAGCCCCGCAUCCUCCCUCUCUUCCCAGUCAUCACCCGUUUGCCUCCCGGCAUGCCGCAGACACCUGAGGAGCGGCAAGGCCCUCCAGACCAAACUGCACCUGCGCUCUGCCCCAGGUGUGUGGCUCCUGCUGGGCGCCGUGGUGGUUUUGGUGGGGAUGGCUGUCGCGGUGGCGGGCUACGUGUCCGCAGCUCCGAAGCCCGUCGCGGCCGCCCGAGGCAGCACCCACGUUGAGAGGAUGAAGCUGGCCGGGCCCGUGGUCAUGGGAGUGGGCCUGUUCAUCUUCAUCUGUGCAGCCACGCUGUUGUACGAGAACCGGGACCUGGAAGUCCUCCGACGAGAGACACCGGAGGACCUUGAGGAUUUGAAGGGAGGAGACGGCUGGGAGGACUCGCAGGAGCUGCCCAGCUUCAGCUGUCAGGAUGGGGAGCAGGGAUCCUGGGCUGCUCCGACCCACGUACUCCCCCUCUCGGACCAGAACUGUGGUCCUCCUCUUCCUCCAUCUCACAGAAACACACACAACAUCAGCAGCAGGCCUUCACAGUCGCCUCCUUCGGAUGCAGGAGGUAGAGAUAGAGAGGAGGAGGAGGAGGAGGAGGAGAAGGAAGGAAGGGCAACUCUACUGGCCCAAGUUCUGCACCACCAGGAGCCAACCCCUCCCCCUCCCUCCCCCUGCCCGUCCGUCUCCCACUCCUCCGUCCGCUCAGACUCUUGCAACUCCAGUGAAAUAGACUUCAACAUACGGACAGGCUUUCCUCAACACUGAACGUCCCACCGGUUCAACUUCCACUGUCUCAUAAAAUAUGCAUGAUGAGAUUCAUUUGGAAGUUUCACGUGCAGACACACACUUAAGACGAGACUAUGCAUUCCUCAAUAAACAGAUGACAUGUUUCUCGGUUUUAGUGGCUCUGAGUCACUGUCUGUGAAGGGUGUUUUUGUCCCACAUCGGUCUCUGACUCACCCACGUUUGAAAGAUCGUGACUAUGAUGUUUGAUGUCAACUCGCCAUCUUGUUGUCUUUGAACUCACCCCUGCCAGAAAAAAUCCUAAACAGCCACUGCUCGGUUGACCAUAUUUGGACGUGAGGAGGGUUGCUGAAAACUUAUUUGGGUGCCGUACUGGGAGAUGGACACACUCACUCACUCCCUCCCUCUCUCUCUCACGCACACGCACACACACACACACACACACAGAUCGUUUACAUUUCCUUGCUGGAGAGGUUUGGUUAAGAGGAUGAGCCAGAUAAGGUCUUAAAUGCGUCUUUAUCUAAUCUCACACACACUGUUAUCUGCUCUUUAUCUGAGCAAAUUGUGUCUCGGUAUAAACAAGGGGAGCACACAAGGCCGCACUCCUCUCAUUCGACACCUACAGCCACGCUAUAAAUACCAGCUGCUGCUCUGUACACAUGCAAGAGUGGACUUGAGUUCCAGUGUUUUACUGUAAUUCAUUUGAUUUUUAAAUUCAGUGUCAGCUGUUCAGUUCCCUCCCUUCUCCCGAGUGGUGAGGCGAGAUCUUAAAGAAUUUUAAUCAGAUUGUGGAAAGAAAGAAAAGAGCAAUGACUGAAAAAAAAAAAAAAAAAUCUAAAUCUGGUGAGGCUGUUGUGAGUUAUUUCUGACGCAGCUUUAACUGAGAAAAGCGGUCCUAUGAGUCGUGUAACUGAAGCCUCACUCUCCCACCAUCCCGACCUUUCAUCUCCUCUCGCUUCAUCAUCUGAUUCCUACGCUUUAUUCAAAUACCCCCCCA
Molecule: messenger RNA, 2051 nt
Organism: Anarrhichthys ocellatus (wolf-eel)
Lineage: Eukaryota; Metazoa; Chordata; Actinopteri; Perciformes; Anarhichadidae
Exons: 2
Coding region: 287-1075 (262 amino acids)
Source: RefSeq, a predicted model, not a curated record